UCCCAGUCUCCAGGGUACCGUCCCUUAGCAACAGCCCGGCCCAGCAGGACACACUGCCAACGCUGGGCAGAGCAGGCAGAAGGCAGAAGGCAGGCGGAGCAGCUACCCGGACUCCAGGACAGACGAAGGCCAGGUGAGUGAGCGGGGGCACCCGGCCUGCAGCCUGGUUGCCGAGCGGGAGCCCCUCCAGAUCUCUCUCCCAUCCAGCAGCCCAGGGAGCCCUGACCCAUCAUGGAUGCUGUGGACGCCACCAUGGAGAAGCUCCGGGCCCAGUGCCUGUCCCGAGGGGCCUCGGGCAUCCAGGGUCUGGCCAGGUGAGCUGUCCCCUCACACCUCCCCAACCCCCCGGAUCACUUUCCAACCACGCUCCCUGCCCACGCCCCCUGCCCCCAGGUUUUUCCGCCGCAUGGACCGGGACAGGAGCCGGUCCCUGGACGCAGGGGAGCUCCAGCGGGGCCUGGCCGAGCUGGGGCUGGUGCUGGACACAGCCGAGGCGCAGGGCGUGUGCAGGCGCUGGGACCGUGACGGCAGUGGGACGCUGGACCUGGAGGAGUUCCUGCGGGCACUGCGGCCCCCCAUGUCCCAGGUCCGGGAGGCAGUCAUCACAGCCGCGUUCGCCAAGCUGGACCGCAGCGGGGACGGCGUGGUGACUGUGGAUGACCUCCGGGGGGUGUACACCGGCCGCGCCCACCCCAGGGUGCGGAGCGGGGAGUGGACGGAGGAGGAGGUGCUCCGCCGCUUCCUGGACAACUUUGACUCCUCCGAGAAGGACGGGCAGGUCACGCUGGCCGAGUUCCAGGACUACUACAGUGGCGUGAGCGCCUCUGUGGACACGGAUGAGGAGUUUGUGGCCAUGAUGACCAGCGCCUGGCAGCUGUGAGCGGUGCACACCCACUCGGCUGGCACCAUGCAGCGAAGCCAGGCAGCGCCCGGGUGGGGAAGCAAACUGCUCUUCUGUGACGCAAGGCUCUGCACGGAGCGGCCGGUCUUGGAAGGCAGCCAAGCUUGGUCACCUGCCCAGGUGUGGAGUGCGGGGCAAGCCAGGCUGCUGAGGAACCGUUCCUGGCCAGGUUGCCUGGCUUCCUGAGGCCCCUGGGGCAUGCGGGAGGCCAGAGUUUUAGUUAAAAGUUUUAAUGUAGUUCCCAAAUACAUUUCAUAUGACAAUCUUACAUAAAUGUUCCA
This is a messenger RNA of Globicephala melas (long-finned pilot whale), 1182 nucleotides long. It is a transcript of the gene CAPS, whose product is annotated as calcyphosine. Gene Ontology annotation, cellular component: vesicle. The record is from RefSeq and is a predicted model, not a curated record. Lineage: Eukaryota; Metazoa; Chordata; Mammalia; Artiodactyla; Delphinidae. Gene Ontology annotation, molecular function: calcium ion binding.